AGAGACAGGCCUCAGUAAAGUUGACGUUCUCGAGGCCGAAGGGUUCAUCCACCGAGCUGGAGUUUGAGGGCGCGCUGGAGGAGCUGAGGAAGGACAAGAGGAUGCAUCAGAAAACAGUAGUUCUUUAUCUCAGGUCUGCACUCGUCUGUUGAUAUAUUCCAGGAUGAUAAUGAUACUCUCUUGUAAAAUAACUGUCGCCAUCUCUCCCAGACAUCCCUUCCAGGCUUUCAUUCAAACUCUCCUUGUCAGAGAAACCUACACUGCUGACCACCUCAAAGGCCUCUACAUCCUGGAAUCCAAGAUCAGCCUUCCUGGCGACAAAGAGCUCGUCCAUACCUUCACUGUGGGCCACCGCAGACCGAGCCCUUUUGUAAGGCUGAUUAAUAGACUCCGUGUGUGUUGUAUAAAGCUGCUUGCUCAUAUAUCUAAUCAUAUUCACGUUUCCCCUCUGUGUCAGGUGUGCUCUGCACUGCUCCAUCCUUUCAGUGAUGACAUCAUUCCAUCCAACUCAGAAGCUUGUGUGACCAUAACUAGCAACCAGACCCAGAAGAAUGUACAUGGCAGAUUACGAGUCGGCAGCAAAGACAGACUUUCUUUUUAUGGACAUGUUCAUUUAGGUCGCCAAAUUAUGAACAUCAAAGCCAACUUUUCACAUCAACUGCAGCUGCACCUCCCCACCUCUGCCGCACUGGAGAAUGAAGUGUGUUGGGGCCCAGAGAACAACACAGACUUUGAUUAUCAGGCCAGAGGGAGGCUAGCUAUAGAGCGUCAGCAGUGUAAACUCUCUGUUCAGCUCAAUGGGACAUCAGACAGACUGGGGCUGUAUUCUUCUCUGAGCCAUCCUUUUAAAUCAAAGAUUCCCAAAACUGUAGAGGUAAAGGCCACUGCUGACAAAGGGAGUGGAUGUGGCUCAGUGCAUGUAAAGGCAGAUGGGAAAAACAAAGUGAAGCUGGACGCAAAGGUGAACCACUCUUUUAAAAAAGGCGAUCACAAAGCUGUAGAGUUGAGGAUGAACUUAUCCCAAAGUUUGUUGCCAGCAACCACUGACCUGCAUAUAAACAUGGCUGCCAACAUGUCUUCAGACAGCAUGUUUUUACAUGGAUCAUAUACUCAGGGGGGUGAGCUUCUCCUGCUCCAAAUUAAAGGAACGUCAAGUAUCGGUCGAGGUGAAAAGCUCUCCGUGUCAGGAGACUUGAGGAACUCCAUGUCUAGUCUCUCCAUUUUCCCGUCUUCCUCAAAGUUAGAAGGGGCACUUGAACAGUCUGACACGCUCAUCGAAGGAAAGCUGAAAGUUAGUGUGAGGGACAAUCUGUACAGUAUAGAGCUGGGACAUCAGGAAGAUCCUGCACUGGAUUCAGACAGGGAUGUCGAAGAAGACGUGUUUGGAGGGAAGUCAUGUAGGGCCCAUGUUUGGCUCUACGUUCAUUCACAAAAGGAACAUCUGUUUGUAAAUGUGAGUCGUCGACUGGGGAACCCAGGAAGGGGUGAGCUCUACAGCCAUCUCUCUCGCUCUUUCCGCCACCUUAACCUCACAGGCCUCCCUGCAAACAUUACCGGCCUGGCCAAGUGGAUUCAGGAUAGUCAUCAGCUAUCACUUCAGGCAGAAGUGCAGGCUGGACCUGAGUAUCUAAAAGCUAAACUAAAUGGAAGCAAGACGGAUCGUGUUUUUCCACAGUGGGAAUACUCAUGUUUGCUGCAGCAUCAGGUCGAAGCCCUGCAGAGGAGAGGGCUUUUAAGAUCCAUACAGGCUAAAGCACACUACCAGCUGGAAAGAGAGGGGCUAGAUACUGGUUUGGUGGUGCAUGUGGAUGAUAAGAAAAUGGCCAAUAUUACUUUUAAUAUUGGAUCUAGAAACAUCACUGCAGUGAUGUCGGUGUCUUUGUGGCAGCAGAUCAAACUUCUCCAAGGCCUUAUGCCCUCAUCUUUACAGAUGAACUGCACGGGUGAUACCACUGCAGAGCGACUCUCAGCCCAGUGCUUUGGACAUGUGGAAGGUCAACCCGUGGAGAGUGCCCUACCAGAACAGACCUUACUGAAUGUGUCCAUCAUUCACUCGGGCUGCACCACCAGUCUCAGGACCCAUCUGCUGAUUGACAAGGAACAAAGAGGAAGUGUUAUCCUGGACCUUUCCUGUCCUGCUGGUCUUAGUCUAAACGCAGCGGUCCAACACUCAAUCUUGGCCCUGCAGAAGCUGCGAAUUCCCACCGAUGCGUCACUAACUUUAAAUACAUCAACUACACAUUUGCCAAGCUUGGAUUUGAACCUUGACCUGGGCCGAUGUUCUUUUAGGAGUAAAUUGGCAGAGACCAGAGAACGUGAAGGUGAUGAGUCCUACACUGUCAAUGUGACAAACUACUGUCCUUCUCUACAGGGCACAGUUCUCCCAGUCUCAGUGGCUCUUCAUGCUCUCCUCUCAGUGUCACCUGGUGAGCUAAAGGUGUCCUCCGCUCUGAGUGUAGACCAAAAUGACCUCACCCUGCACUUAACACUGUCCUGCAGGGCCCAGCAUCUCUAUGGUAUCUUCACACACACUUUCACUGAGCUGAGAACUCAAGGUCUACCUCAGAGUAUUAUGAUAGAAGCUACUCAACCUAAGGGACCUGAGCAGGGUGGUUCACUGCUCAUCAAGGCUGGGACAUGUCAACUUAGAGCCAAGAGAAUCACAGGAGACGGAACUAAGACAGAGAGGCUGUGGACUCUGGAAUCAAAGUGUCCGAUGUUUGAGGGCCAUUUAAAUGGGUCACUGUGGCUUAGCCCACAGGACACUUGGACCGUCAUGAUUGACAUGGAGCAGGAGAGUAGAAGGGGUUUCCUUAGGCUGAACGUGAAGCCAUGUUUAAGUGAUCUGCAUGUGGCGGCCGAACUCAGUCACAACCUGCAUGUUCUUAAAGGUUUACCAGAGCACAGCAGACUGAGAGUCACUGGCAGAGCUGUCGACCAACAAUACAACACGGAAGGUGCCAUUCACCUCGAUGGGUGUGUUUUAAGUGCCAGUGGAGCUGUGGUGUCAGAGUUUGGCCUGCAGGGGUCAGUAGUGUAUCACAACAACUGCACACAUGUUCAGGCACGGUUUAGUCCAAAAAGGAUUCAGGCUUCUGGACAGUUAGUCUCCUCACUAACUCAUGCUAAUUCUCAGAUGACUGUGGCGAUAGAUGAUUCAGAGUUUCAGACUUCAGUGGCUCUUAAUAAAACAAAGGACAACUACACUGCAUCUCUUUAUCUAAACCACACACUUCCUACAUUGAAGAACCUGGGGAUCCCUGCAAAUACAGCCGUGGCAAUGAAUUCUGGGAGUCACGGCAAUGGCACGUUCUUUUAUGUUUGGAGUGGUAACGCAGGAAAUCAAAGGAUUGAUCAAGAGAUCAUAUUGUCCAAGAUGUCUCAGUCUUUCAGGAUGCAGAGUGCACUCAGACACACGGUGAACUACCUGAAAAAACUAGGAAUCUCUGGAAACAACAGUGUUCAGGUAGAGCUUGGUAAUUCUGAGGAAAAGACGGUCAGCAUACAGUCUCAGUUUGGAGGAGAGCAGGCAGGAAUCAAACUGAAGAUGAAGAGUAGUGCCAUGACAAGAGAAAUCCACGGAAACCUGCGGCACAACUCAUCGUGGCUGCAGGGCAGAGGCGUACCACUCGUCGUGGAGGGUCUCACGUCCCACCAGGGAACCUUUUCACACUUUCAGUCCAGGGCUCAGCUUGGCGUAGAUGGCCACCAGCUGCUCACCACUGGCUUUAAUGUCAGUGCAGGUGAUGGACGUCUGGCCCUGCAGCUGUCCUACUCUCCACUGUCUUCUAAUUACACGAGGCAACAGUUCAGUCUGGGGACUGCCCUGGUUGCUCAGCUGAAAGGUCCCGUACGCAGCGCCUCAGUAGAUGUUCACUGCACAGACUGGAGACUACGAGUGAUUGGGGAUGUGGGAGGCUGGAGGGCACAGGGGUCAAAGGAAGCCAGAGUUACACUGAGGCAUACUGUACAAGGGCAGAGCAAACCUGCUCUACAGCUGGAAGCCUGGGGAAGACUUACUGAGGCUCAGCUAAGAUGUUCCAUGGCUUUGAACCCUGAACUCAGCUCAUCACUAGCACUCAUCAUUCAGGGGCACCACAGGCCUUAUAGCAAAGACCUGUUGGUGAAGGUUGUCCAAAAUAUCCCCAAGCUGAUAGAGUACGUGCCAUCUCAGCUUAAUUUUCGCUCUCAGCUGAACCAGUCUCAAUCCAGUGUGUCAGGUUUGUUGGAGUUGCUGUCAGGUAGGAGAAUGUUGUGGAGCCUGGGAGAACUGGCAGUCAUUGAUAGUGGAUACAGACAGUCUCUGGAGCUCAAACACUCAUAUUCACAGUUGAAGCUGAUCCCAAGGACCGUCCUUGUGAAGACAGUGUAUGAAGCCUCGAACUGGAGAUACCAAGUUCAACAUGAAGCCGUGUUAGGCAACCAGGAGUUUAGUUUGUUUGGACUCUACUCUGCUCCUCCAGCUCUGGAGAUGGGUAACCAGACACUCAAAGUUCAAAUUAAAUGCGUUCCUCGCUGGACACAUCUGGAAGCAACAAUGGAGCGUUCCCUUCAGGGUGGACUGGACGGCUUAUCACUGGGAUGGAUGAGACUGGGGAAAAAGGAACAGGUCAGAGCGUUGAGCUCAUGGAGUCGAUCAGAGGGGAUUAAUGAGACCAAGCUGGAGCUGGAGCAGCCGUUCACCGUCGCACUUCGCCAGCUGUCUCUGCGCACACUGUCCCACAGCUUACAGAGUAAACAGAACAGCCAACACCAGACACGUGUAUCAUUAGACGCUGGGAGUGUUCUUGUCAAUGUGUCCCUGGACACGCAGCAGCAGACCAAUUCUAACACGGUGCAGGCCUGUGUUCUAUUCUCGUCUCAACAGACGGCAGCGUCUUCUGGUAAAGGUUGUGUGUCUGUGGGUCAGGAGGGGAGCUCAUACUCACAAAAUGCAGAGCUCAGAUGGGACGACAGGAGUAUCACGCAAGGCCUGAAAUACCAGAGAAAUCCUCCGGAGACGCACGAUCUCCAGGUGAAUAUUGUCUUGGACAAAGUGUCCUCUGCCCCCUGUUCUUCACACUCACUGCUGGCUAAGGUCCAAACUAACCUCAGGAAUGGUGUGGAGCACAGUGUGUUGCUCGGCCUCUGCCCCCCACAACCUUCCUUCUUAUGGUCAGGGUCCCACAGAGUAAACUCAGGAGAGGAGCUGUUCUACACACAGUCUUACUUGUCGGUGGUUGGACGCCCGCACCAGUGCAGCCUCACCCUCGCCCUACUGAAUUCCUCCUCCUCCUCCUCCUUGUUUUUUCAAGGCACCAAUAUAUCUCUUUACUCUGAGUCCAGAAUAGGCAACUGGAGUGUGGAUGUCGGGGGCAGUGCACUUUUCUGGCCCCAAGGAGCGGGUCUGCAGGUGCAGGCCAACUUAGACCGUUCAGAAAAGAUCUGGCUGAACGGGACACUAGAAGGAGGAUGUUUAAAGACUGCGGCCGGUUAUAUGCAUCCUCCAGGCCAUUGUGAAGACCUCAGUGUGAUGGCCUGCAUGGGAACAAACCAUACUUUGGUGCUAGAUGUACAGACGAGCGAGAACUGCAGUAAAUCAAAGAGUUUGGGCCAAGUGUCUGCAGUAACCUCUGAUAAGAAGCUGAUCCUGACAGUGAGUGGCUGUUUGGAGAGCCUCACAGCAGCCGAGGCCAGGAUUCACAGCCUAAGCAAUAGGAUAUGGAGGAAAAUGUCAGAAAGAGUUGGAACAUUGCAGCAUCUUCUCACUGAACUCAGACGAAGGUCUAGAGACAGCGAGGUCCUCCAGGAGCUGAGUGCUGCAUCUCUUCAGGUUGUCCAGCGAGCGGAGACUUUCCUCGCCGCUGGAGACUCAGGUUUGUUGGUUCUGUGGCAGAACAGCCAGCUUCGUCAGCUGCUGACCAACAGCCUGCCCCAACUUCUGCUUUUACUUCAGCACGCGUCAUUGGUGGGACAGCAAGAGCUAAGAAGACCUCUUGCAACGUUGGCGGGGGUGUACCAGGAUGUGAACGGACAGCAGCUGGAGACUCUGUGGAGACAGGCUGUCCUUCUGUGGACUGACAGGGUUGUAGAGGUCUUGCGUGACCUGCUGGGUAAUACUCAGCUGGUUCAGACCGGCAUCCCUGCCUUUAGUGCUGCACUGGACCUGGCGGGACAGCAAACCUACCAGUGGAUGGAGACCAGGUUGGCCACGGCUUUGUCUGGAGUCAGGAAACAACUGGCCUCGUUCUACAAAUUCAACCCCAGCGACUGCUCAGUGACCGUGUCCGUGCCGCUGCCUUUACUCCUCCAAUCAAAGUGGGCCCAGGCUGGACUGGUGGAGGUGCUCCUGGAGGAAUGGGUUCUGACGCCCCUGCAGACCCUGGCCUCCAUCAAACCUGCUGCUGAGUUAUACCGCUUCAAGAGGAAGAUCAUAGACAGCCCGUUUCAAUACCAAGCUCUGCUGGUGUCAGAUCAGUUUGUAGUAACCUUUGACGGCCACCUGUACGAGUUGCCUUCUUCAUGCCCGUUGGUCCUGGCCCAGGACGCCAGCGCUGAACCAUCCUUCACGGUGCUGCUCAGUUCAGGUUCCCCAGAACUCCUGCUGGUAGAAAUGAAUAACAGCACCUUUAACAUUCUACAGAAUGGACAGGUGAGGGACCAGUGCAACAGAUCCGUAGCGCACACGUUCUACUCUGAAAGUGGAGUGUCUGUCAAAAUAGCGCCACACACUGUGCAAGUGUCAAAUCCCAAUGGAGUGUCAGUGUCAUGUGAUCAUUUGCAGCAGUUGUGCAGCUUUACUCUGGAUGGGUGGCUACAUGGAACAUCCACAGGUGUGUUUGGAAGCAAUGACAAUGAGGCAGGAAAUGAUUUUCCAUUACCUAAUGGAUCCCAAGCUGAAAAUGUUGAGAAUUUCUUUAACAGCUGGCAGAUAAAACGCAAAUGCUUUAAAACGCCCGCUGCAACUGUGACCAGUCCUGUGAGCUGCGAAUCUCUGUUCUCCUCUCCAGAGUCUCCGCUCAGUUCCUGCUUCAGAGUGGUGGAUCCUGCUCAGUUCUUAACAGUCUGUGAGUCCAGCUCUUCUCAGGCCCCAUGUCUCCUGGCAUCAGCGUUCGUUCAUCUCUGCAUGCAGAAUUACAUCCCGCUGGACGCCCCCCCUCAGUGCUUGAAGGUAUAAAGUAUGGACACGCUUCUAAAAACCAAAUGAGGGGUUUAGCUGCUAAAACACCAUGAUACCACUGGGUGUUCUACGUGGAGUUUCAGAGGUUUCUUUUUAUGUAGUCUCUUAAUAAUUAUAUGGCCUAUAAAUACAUCUGCACUCACUAACCGUAGCAAAUAGUCGGAGGGAAUACUGACCCCGUUUUACCAGCAAAUAAUGUCAUGAAAUGUUACAUACAGUUUGAUAUUCUGCAUUUUUUAUAACAAAUAUACCUGUAAACAUUGUACUUUUUCGCCACACGUAUUCCUUAUUUGUCUUCACGGUUAAU
Molecule: messenger RNA, 7466 nt
Organism: Cynoglossus semilaevis (tongue sole)
Lineage: Eukaryota; Metazoa; Chordata; Actinopteri; Pleuronectiformes; Cynoglossidae
Exons: 42
Coding region: 164-7156 (2330 amino acids)
Source: RefSeq, a predicted model, not a curated record